Vicia villosa (hairy vetch) is the source of this 953-nucleotide messenger RNA. Its product is annotated as probable E3 ubiquitin-protein ligase RHA4A. Gene Ontology annotation, biological process: protein ubiquitination. Lineage: Eukaryota; Viridiplantae; Streptophyta; Magnoliopsida; Fabales; Fabaceae. The record is from RefSeq and is a predicted model, not a curated record. The transcript has 4 exons. The coding region runs from base 148 to 801 and encodes 217 amino acids. Gene Ontology annotation, molecular function: transferase activity.
CUUAAUCAAUCUUUAAUUAAAAAAUAACUAAUACACAAAAACUAUAUUAUAUAUAUGAUCUUUCUGUCUCUUUUUGGAAGUUAAAAGAAAUAUUUUUCCCAAAAGAAACAAAGAAACUCGACUCUAUUUGUGGCAAAAGGAUAAAUCAUGAAUAUAAGAAAGAAUGAUAUGAUGAUGAGUAGUGUUCAACAAACUGCAAAUUCUUCUCCUCCUCCUCCACAUAUGUAUCCAGAAGAACUUCAACUUAAGCUUUAUCAAGCUUUUAUAUUUUCAAUUCCUAUACUUUUUUCUAUUAUUCUUUUUCUUCUAUUUUACUUGUUUUAUCUCAAGAGAAGAGCUUCUUCUUUCUCUCCACACUUGCUUCCAAGGAUUAAUCCUCCAACUACCUAUCGUUAUUAUUCCUCUAAUUCCUCACCUCGUCGUUUGGAUUUUGCUGUGCAAUUCUUGGACAAACUUCCUAGAGUUUUGUUUGAUGAGGAUUUACAAGCUAGGGAUUCAGUAUGUUGUGUAUGUUUGGGAGAAUUUGAGUUGAAAGAAGAGUUGCAACAGAUUCCAUAUUGCAAGCAUGUGUUCCACAUUGAUUGCAUACAUCAUUGGCUACAAACAAAUUCAACUUGUCCACUUUGUAGAUGUUCCAUCAUUCCCACUACUACCAAGUUCCUUGAUCCACCACCUCCUAUUAAUGUUAUUAUAUCAGACCCACCACAUCAAGGUCCUAUCAAUUCUGAUUCUCCAUUACAAAUUUCAUCAUUAGAAGAUGAACCUGUUGGUGCUUCCACAACUGUUGUGUCAAGAGAAUGAUGCAUUAUUUUGAUUAUAAUAUUUAAUUACUAUGAAUAAUAUAAGCAAAUAGAAAUGCAUUUUGAUGUGCAUUCAAUUUUGUUACCAAAUAGUAUUAUGAAUUUGUACUUUGUUGUCCUGAUUAACCAAAAUCGUAGUAUGUUUUUUUUUUA